CGGAGCCAUUAUAUUGCUGCUCUGGUCCUACGCUCAACAAUGUCCGCCAUGUAACUAACGUUCUGUUCUCAGGUCGGUUCAAAGUCCCAAACUAACGGCAUUUAAUAAAUAAAUUGGAUGUCUUGGUCCCACGUUUGCUUCAGGGAAACCGGAAAGACUGCCUCGGUCAACACCUACACUGAGCAGAAUGGCGUCCACUUCCCCACAUGACCGCAGCCGUAGAGAUGAGGAUGAGGAUGACCCUGUUGAUAGGAUGAUAUCCCGCACCGGCUGUGCUGAGCUUCACUAUGCUGUGCAGGAGUGCAUGGCUGAACAUCAGGACUGGAGAGCCUGUCAGAACCAAGUCCAGACUUUCAAAAACUGCAUGAUGACUUUCCAAAACGCCCGGAGGGAACAGCUGAGAAAACAGCAGCAAACCACCGAGUCAGCGCCCAGCUGAUAUCAAAAUACCCCACUGAAACCAAAACACAGGAUCAGGGUGUAUUCACAAUCUGCCUGACCUGUGUGAGGUGGGAAACUACACCGAUUGAUAAAUAAGAAUAAAUAUAUCUGAUCACA
Molecule: messenger RNA, 558 nt
Organism: Cheilinus undulatus (humphead wrasse)
Lineage: Eukaryota; Metazoa; Chordata; Actinopteri; Labriformes; Labridae
Gene: coa4
Product: cytochrome c oxidase assembly factor 4 homolog, mitochondrial
Exons: 2
Coding region: 188-439 (83 amino acids)
Biological process (GO): mitochondrial respiratory chain complex IV assembly
Cellular component (GO): mitochondrial intermembrane space
Source: RefSeq, a predicted model, not a curated record